Anolis sagrei ordinatus is the source of this 2322-nucleotide messenger RNA. It is a transcript of the gene FAM120B, whose product is annotated as family with sequence similarity 120 member B. Lineage: Eukaryota; Metazoa; Chordata; Lepidosauria; Squamata; Anolidae. The record is from RefSeq and is a predicted model, not a curated record. Gene Ontology annotation, biological process: peroxisome proliferator activated receptor signaling pathway; fat cell differentiation. Gene Ontology annotation, cellular component: nucleus.
ACCGGAAGUUUAUCCGCAGGCGCAGUCGGACUAGAGCCCUCGGAGUCGCAGCUUCGAAGAAAAGCGAGGCGGUUGCUCAGUCGGAUUACUGAAGAAAUAGAAUUGUACAUAUCGCUCAAGAUGGGUGUUAGAGGUUUGCACUCAUUUGUGACCAGUGCUUGCCCAGGGACUUGUGCAGUUGUCAACCUGAAAGAAAUGGCAGAAAAUCACUGCAGUCAGUAUCCCGGGUCUGACCCUGUUAUUGUAGUAGAUGCAAUGUGUUGUCUUCGGCAUUGGUACACACCAGAGUCAUGGGUUUGUGGUGGCCAGUGGCGUGAAUAUCUUUCCAAUCUGGAUAGUUUCAUAAAAGCCUUUAUGGCAGCUGGUAUCAAACUGGUGUUCUACUUUGACGGAGUGGUGGAACAGAAAAAAAGAGAUGAAUGGGUCAAACGAAGACUGAAAAAUAACAAGGAAAUCGUCAGGAUCUUUCAGGUUAUCAAAGCCACUAAGCAACAACCCAGGAGAAGCAUGUUCUUUAUUCCAUCUGGGUUGGCUACUUUUACGCGCUUUGCUUUGAAGACUCUUGGUCAAGAGACAAUAUGUUCGUUGCAAGAGGCAGACUAUGAAGUGGCCUCUUAUGGACAGCAGAACAAUUGCAUGGGUGUUCUUGGAGAAGAUACAGACUACCUGAUUUAUGACACCUCUCCAUAUUUUUCCAUUAAUAACCUCUGCUUGGAUAAGCUGGAAACCAUCAUGUACUCAAGGCAGAACCUCUGCAGCAACCUGGGCCUGCAAGUAACUGAACUUCCCCUUUUGGCCUGCCUUCUUGGCACAGAUACCGUUCCAGAGAGGGCCAUGGCAGAGUUUAGGAAUCAAUGUGUUGCUUCAUAUGGUGCAAAAAGCCAGAGCUCUGGUAAAAAGACUAGCAUAAUUCCAGCAGUGGCACACUAUAUUUCAACUCUUCCACGUUCAUAUGAGAGUUUGAUUGCUUUGGCAGAAAAUGUGCCUAUACUUUACAAAGGAAUAGAGUCUUAUCUUCUACCUGGGCAGAUGUCUCCAUGGCUCCCUUCUGACUUUUCAGAUCACUCAUCAGCCUCUGUCAAACAAGACACAUCUCUGUGCAUAGAUCAGGAGAUUUUUCAGAUAGCGAAAGAACAGCACGUGAGAGCUGAAAGCUACAUGAUGUAUAAUGUCCUGAGUGGCGGAGAGGUUGAAUGCAGCAACACACUGGAAGACGAAUAUGAUACAGAGCUUCCCAGUCAGGCGCAUGUAUAUUGCCCUGUACGUCAGCAUAUCUAUUCCAUCCUGCUGGAGUCAGCAAAAGAUGUCAAGGGAAUACGUCCUGUGGUAAAGGAGUGGUUUGUGUAUCCUGGGAAUCCUUUACAGCAACCAGAUCUGGUACAACCCAAACAACUCCCAGGUAGGACUCCUGGGUUAAGAUCACUAUGGCUCAACAAGGGUCCAGAGGCCGAAAAGCAGUGCCAUCACACAUUUCUUGCAUGCUUUCAACUGGAAGAUGUAGCAGAAGACCUCCAGGCCUUAGAAGCCUCCACUGAAGCUGCCUGCUCCUUGCUGAUCUACCUCACUCUACAAGUGGACAGUCUCUCCUUGGAAGACUUGCAUGCAUUUGUGGCUCAGGCUCUGUGCCUUGAGGGGAAGCCAGCUGCUCAGCUUGCAGACUUGCAGCUUGCCCAGGUUGACUCAAGAGCUGUGCAGCUUGGUUCGCUCUUUGUCCGGGGCCUGUGUGUACUGCUUAUGGCCAACAGCGCCUGUGGUUUCCCCUUCAGAAUGGACAGUUUGAUGCCCUGGCAAGUAUUCGAUGGGAAACUUUUUCAGCGGAAAUACCAGCAGGCUCAUAGAGGAUGCUCUUUCCAUGAGCUCUUGGAAGGCAAUAAAUCAUGGCUCACUAAGUUCCAGAAUCUGAUGUCCCUUAUUUGCAAAGCAUGCACAGCAAAAGGAAGAAACAUCCAGAAUAGACCGCGACUGACUAGCUCAGUGACAGAGAGACGAGAAGGAGCGGAAGGUUCACACUUUCCAAAUCGAGGCAGAACUCACACUUACCCUUACUCUCGUCACCACCAAAACAGGGAAGGGCAAUGGAGAGGCCCUCCAACAACUGGCUAUUCAUCUGAAUCUCAGCAUUCAGGUUUAAGAUACAGAUCAAGACAUCAGCCAUCAAGGGGACAGAGAUUCCAGCUUGCACCUCGAUGGCCCAGAUGACUCAUCCGUGGAAUGGAAUGAAGAUAAGAAGUUCUCGUGUAUGAAAAAGCAAUGAUUCAUAGUAAUAAACUAGUUUAUUUUGUAGAAAGAAUGGUUAGGCACAAUAUAACUUUUUAAAUAUCA